This is a messenger RNA of Truncatella angustata, 1554 nucleotides long. RefSeq names its product AAR2 protein. Gene Ontology annotation, biological process: spliceosomal tri-snRNP complex assembly. Lineage: Eukaryota; Fungi; Ascomycota; Sordariomycetes; Amphisphaeriales; Sporocadaceae. Bases 1 to 1554 code for a protein of 517 amino acids. The record is from RefSeq and is a predicted model, not a curated record. The transcript has a single exon.
AUGGACCCACCCGGUCGCUCCGCGAAUUCUUCAAAAUCACCACCGUUCUCGACCCCUGCCGGAGACGCACCGCACAUAUUAUCAAUUGAUAUUCAGUCUCAGGCGAUUACUCAAUUGCAUCGAAGAUCUACAGACUCGCCCGGCUUGGCUUCACUGAAGUCUGUUGACUCAGUCCCCGUCACAGGCGUCUACCCUCUGGGUUCCCUGCGUAUCAACGAACCCGAGGACGAGAAGGACCUUGAUAUGGGCCCGGCGACACCGUUGACAGUCCCAGAUGGGACCCCUGACCUCGUUGACAAGCACGUCGAGAUGCUGGAAGGCGGGGAUGUGUUUAUUCUUGAUGACCUGCCCUCUAGUUUUACUGUCGGUUGCGAUACCAUCUCCUUCUCAACCACGCAGCAGUUCCUAGGCUUUCGGGAUAUCCCACCGGGAGCACAUUUGAUAUGGGUCUCACCGCUGGAAUCAACCUCUAUUCGCAGUGGGUACUGGCUCAUCACGCAGGAGAAAGAGGAUACCACGCCUGGUACGGUCCAUGUCAAACAAUGGGAUAACUUCAACGAGGUUUUGGGUGACCCUGCAACAAAUGCCGAGGAGAUGUUUCAAAAGCAACGACUCGGUCAUAUAUUUGCCAAACUUGCGCCUUACCACUUCAAGGCGUCUACUUCAGCCGUCUCAUCUCCGGGUCGCGCGGUCGGUGCUGACCCGCUACCUUCUUUCUUGAGCAGCACCACCAUAUGGCAACAUCUUACCUCUGCCAUUCAACCACCGCUGUUGGAUCGGCUCGCCAGCAGCCAGAAACGCGCCUGGCCAGUCAACACAUCCGACCGUAUCGUAGGAGAGACGAACCUUCUGGAGGAAUCACGCCUCUAUCCCUCAUCUGCAGCACAACUCAAGUUCUCUUUUCCCAUGGAUCAAAGGCUCUUCGAUCCCUCAGCUGAAGGGUCGGAGCGUACCCAGCAGGCCCUCGACCCAACCUCCUGGGUAAUUUCCCACAUUGAGGAUGAAGACGCACUGUUGGGCGAAAUCCAGUUCGCCUUCCUCACCGGUAUGCAUCUCGGCAAUUACUCCUGCCUCGAGCAAUGGUGGUAUUACACAACGCUCAUAGUGUUCCGGUCAUACCGUCUCGCUAUCGAGCGUCCGGGCCUUGUUCUGCGCCUGAUGCAAAAUUUUCAUGCGCAGCUGGCCUAUAAUGAACGUUAUCUUGAAGGAUCCUCGAUCCUGGACACCAUGCCCCAGAAUGCGAAGCAGCUACAGAAGGCUCUUACCGUUUACAAGUCACGGUUGAACGAGCAACUUCUAUCACUGGGCGAUAGGUGUACCGAAGAACAGAGUGCGGUUGGCGAGGCGUUCUUGUCGCUUGAAAGCUGGCUGUGGCGCUUCGGAUGGGAUCUGAGAGGUGACUAUGUGAGGAGCGGGAAGGUGAUGCUCGAGGACGGCGAGAUAGUGGAUGCCGAGCUCUCGGACUUUGAGGACGAGGAUGAAAGGGGUGACUAUGCAGCUGCGGUAGUGGAGCUUGACGAAAACGGACGGCCUACAGACCUGGUUGCUGUUUGA